GCUGAGUUUGUUGUCGUGUGAGUAGCUGUUGUUAACUGUGUCGGCUUUUACGUGUUCAGUAUUCAAAGGACAUUAAAUCAUACAAGUUAGUGGCUUAUGUAGUUCGACGAUUGUGUGAAGGUUUGAAUGUAUCAUCAAUUAAUUUAAAUUGAACUAUGUGUCUAGCUGUGUGUCUCUGGCUGCUUGUGUCCAGUCUAUGGCUGUCUGGCUGCGCCCAACAAGAUGGCGGAUCUAACGUUACAUCCAGUGGUGGGAACUGUAGCACUCUUACACCGUGCGGCUCUACCAACACCAACGGCAACAAAAUAGACCGGAGUGAGCCGGACUCACCUGGACCGUUCCAUGACCUCACCAAACUUGAACUUAAGAAUUUAAGGACUUUCCUGGAGAAUGACCCUAACAUCAGGGCCGUGAACUCUAGCCAAGCGACCGUCAAUUCCAGCUACAUCUACAUGGUGGAUUUGUUUCUACCAAACAAGUCGCGCGUUGUGUACUUCUUAGAUCAUGGAUAUGAGCAACCUGUAAGAAGCGCCCGUGUGAUGAUGUUCAGGGGGGACAAGACCCCUGCUGUGGUGGAGGAAUACCUGUGUGGACCCCUGCCUGACAUCCAGAGAUGUGACUUGCUCAACUUUACCUAUAGACGGAAUCCUGUCGAGUUUACUCUCAGGCCUUUCAGUACUUUGGAGUUUGUUACAAUCUUAAAUACCUUAGGAGUGGAGCUGGAUAAUAAGAUAGGCUACAUUUUCCGUGAGAGCUACAACGCUACAAUUACUCAGUGCGUCACAAAUGAGGAAUGUUUUACCUUCACGCCAUCUCCACUGGGAUCUGGGUUCCUGAAAAACACGAACAUCAGACGAAUGUGGUUCGUAUUUACUUACCAACUGCCCUUCCAGUCCAUAUUCCCACUGGACUUUGCUGCUUUGUUCAACUUGGACAGUUCGGACCCAACGAACUGGUCCAUCGAGAAGGUUUGGUACGCUGGUCAGAUGUACAAUACAGUGGAGGACCUCAUCAAAGGCUACGAUAAUAACACAAUCCCAAAGCGGAAGUUAACAAGACCAGUAGAGAAUGAGGACCUGUUCUCAACAUUGUACAGACGAGGUCAGCCCGUGCCUGACCAGCCUCAGAGACCCCCACUACAAGUGGAGCCAGACGGCAAGAGAUACUCACUCAAAGAUAGAAAGGUUGAUUAUUUGGGAUGGAGCUUCAAUUUCCGAAUGUCUCCAUUCACUGGACCAGCUAUCUACGAUGUUAGAUUCAAAGGGGAGAGAAUUGCAUAUGAAAUAGCACUGGCAGAGUUGUCGGUCUUUUAUUCAGGAGAUGCUCCUGGAAUAUCGAACAUGAACUACGUCGACAGUGGGGCCUUGCUUGGCAUACAUUCCAAAGCUCUGGUUCCUGGAGGUGACUGUCCCGAGUUCGCGACCCUAAUAAACCAGACUUUCUUCGCUCAACGUAGCCGAGAGGACGUAGAGCUGGCCUCAACGUUUUGUUUGUUUGAACAGAACAAUGGCUACCCACUGAGGAGACAUCUGUCCUACCAAUUUGCUUUCGGCUCGUUUUACGGGGGAAUGUUGGACUCUGUUUUAACUCUCAGAUCGGCCAUGACGAUAGGCAACUACGAUUAUAUUGUGGACUUCAUCUUUCAUCAGAAUGGCAUCAUUGAGACUCGACUAUUGAGCACAGGCUACAUACAGACCAGCUUCUACAGAGACGCGGAGAUCCCCUACGGCUUCAGACUCCACGACAACAUCCUAGGGAACGUGCACCACCAUAUGGCACACUUCAAGGUCGACCUUGACAUUGCUGGCUCGUCCAACCGCUACCAGACCCUGGACAUCGUCAACGACCAGAAGUUUGCGAGAGAGGAUCAAUGUAUCAAGAUCCACCAAACCAAAGUAGUUUCAAAUUUAAAGAAAACGGAAAAAGAAGCUUUAUACGACUUCCAUUUUGAGAAGCCGAAAUAUUUGAUCGUCUACAACGAGGCGAACAAAACAAAUCUCGGACAGGUGAAGGCUUACCGAAUCGACAUCAAAAGCGUGUCCAAAAAUAUCCUCCCCGAGGGUGAGGGCAACGAGCCGACGAUCUCCUGGGCCCGGCACCAGAUGGCCGUGACACGUCACAAAGACGAGGAGUUCACCUCCAGCUCCAACUACGGAAUGUUCGAUGGUUCUCAACCUGUCGUCGACUUUACAAAGUUUUAUAAUGAUGACGAGGACAUUGUUGAUAAGGACCUUGUGUGCUGGGUCUCCAUGGGGAUGCACCACAUCCCCCACACCGAGGACCUCCCAGUGACGCCCUCUGUUGGUAAUCACAUGACCUUCUUCCUGAUGCCCUACAACUAUUUCCCACAAUGCCCGUCCAUGGGAUCACGUGACGCCCUGUAUAUCAAACAUACUGACCCCAAAAACCCAUCUGAUGGGGUCACUAUCAACAGACAUGGAAAUAGCGUGGAUCAAUGUAUCACACAAAAACCCACUUUGGAAGCAGACGUCAUCAAUAACCCAGAUCAGGUUCUACAAACCAGACGUCCCAGAUUUUAGAAACAAAGUUUGGUUCUCGUUUUAUCGAAUGUACUUUUGUUGUUGAAAUUUCGUAUUUAUAUUUGAAUUGUUUAAUUAUUACGAAUAAUAUGUCAAAUGUUCUAAACAUUACCCAUAUUAAAUCACAUAAACUUCAAUUAAAUAUCUCGGAGCUACACAAACAAACAACUCGUUGCAAAUGUGAGCAAUGAAAUUUAAAUUUAAAUGAUUGGUGAAAUCUUAGAGUUUGUCAUCAAAAUACAGUUUAAUAUAUGAAUAAAACAAAUUACGAUU
Physella acuta is the source of this 2813-nucleotide messenger RNA. Its product is annotated as putative amine oxidase [copper-containing]. Gene Ontology annotation, molecular function: copper ion binding; primary methylamine oxidase activity; quinone binding. Gene Ontology annotation, cellular component: plasma membrane. The record is from RefSeq and is a predicted model, not a curated record. Gene Ontology annotation, biological process: amine metabolic process. Lineage: Eukaryota; Metazoa; Mollusca; Gastropoda; Physidae.